Phyllopteryx taeniolatus (common seadragon) is the source of this 2291-nucleotide messenger RNA. It is a transcript of the gene wdr21, whose product is annotated as WD repeat domain 21. Gene Ontology annotation, cellular component: Cul4-RING E3 ubiquitin ligase complex. Gene Ontology annotation, molecular function: protein binding. Bases 316 to 1815 code for a protein of 499 amino acids. The transcript is spliced from 13 exons. Lineage: Eukaryota; Metazoa; Chordata; Actinopteri; Syngnathiformes; Syngnathidae. The record is from RefSeq and is a predicted model, not a curated record.
ACGAAUGGCAAUCAUUGAAAGGCGGGACUAAUGGCGGCAGUUAACUGGCCGGGAAGCUAGUUUUCAAGAUCAGAAACCUGUCCCAGAAACUGCAAAAAAGCCCGAAUUGUAGACACGACAUGUAGCUAACUAACGGUUGUAUGAAAUUCGCCAGUUAAGGUUUAUUCGUUACCACGAAGUUAGCCCAAGAAUCGCAACAAUACGCAAACCUUUGGCUAAAGAAGGCUAGCUCCACGUUGGAGCACGUUGAAGCUUCUGAAAAAACAAAAAACAACAACAACGUGUUGUCCGUUCGGUUAGGACCAAAGUUCCUGGAUGAAGAGGCGCAACUGGAAAGCGGGCCAACGAGCCCAAAGAGGACAGCAAGGUUACACUAGGCACCCGGGACGUAGACGGUACCGAGGAAGACCGUGGAGACCAUCGUGGAACGACGGGAAUGGGUAUGGUGAUGCAGGACCUUCGUCCAGAAUAUCUGACGACCAAGUCAGCUCUCGUUCCUCUUCGGCCAGCAGUGCGGCGCCAGAACUGCCAGGUUUCUACUAUGACCCGGAGAAGAACCGAUACUUCCGCUUGUUGCCGGGGCACAACAACUGCAAUCCCCUGACCCGAGAGCAGCUGAGGGAUAAGGAACGGGAGAAAGAGAGAGCCAGGAUGCUCGUGGAGGAUGCCAAGCCCACAAAAAAAGCACCAAGGGCAGGACUCAACAGUUCCUUGCUCCUACGGAAUCGACAUCUUGGGCUGCUAUCGGAGAUGUCCUUCUGCAGGCGAGUCCACGAGGGGAGGAUCAGCGCCAUGAGGCGCCACAAGCUGGACCACCAGAGCACGGACGACUUCAGGACCAUUGUGGCCGACUCCAAGUGCGAGCAAGUGUUUGCUGUCAACGACGUGUCUCAGGGGGGCUGCAAGUACGGCUGCAUAAGCUUCAGCAGAAGCAGCCGUGGUGGGUCACUUUCUGUGGAAACGUGUGACAACCAUUACGUCACCAACUGCAAGGUGAAUUCCCUGUGCUGGGCCUCAGUCAGCUAUCCAGACUCUCACGUGUUACUCUGCCUGGUGGGGGUUGCGGACAAGCCCGGCUACGUCACUUUGCUUCCUGCUUCGCUCUUCAGAAACUCUGACUCAAAUGAGCCAGCGGUGCGUUGCAGUUUUAAGAUCUCCACGGCCUGGUGCUGUGCUUGGUGUCGGCAUCCGCAGUUUGACAAGCUGUUUAGUGCGGGUUUGUCUCACAAAGUGAUCCUGCAGCAAGCCGUCACGGGCAAAAAACAAACGGUCGAUGUCGGCAGCGACGUCCUGGCUCAGCAGUUUUGUGUUGGAGUCCCUUUGCUGUUCAGUGGCUGCCGGUCGGGGGAGAUUUUCAGCCUCGACGCACGGGAGCUGAGUGGCCGCAAGGCGACGCUCUUCCGGCAAGAAUCGGCUAUCACGUCGCUGCGCGUCCUGCGUGAUGAGAACUACCUGGCGGCUGCGGACAUGUCAGGCCAGAUCAAGCUGUGGGACAUACGGGCCAGGAAACCAGUGCAGGAGUACCGGGGCCACUACAACGAGCAUGCCAACCUCCCCAUCCACGUCAGCGAGCCUGAGGGGCUUCUUUUGGCUGUUGGUCAGGAUUGCUACACGAGGUGUUGGAGCUUGCGGGAUGGCCGCCUCCUAAGGACCAUCCCCUCACCUCACCCGGCCGCCAACGACGCCAUCCCCAGCGUGGUCUUCUCUUCCACCUUCGGUGGCCGCACGGGGGCCCCCGGCCUGCUGAUGGCCGUCAAGAAAGACCUCUACUACUUCCCCUACAACACGGACGAGAGCGAGCCGCAGAGAGUGUGACUGAAUGGGACACUUAUUUAGGUACACCAGCACAAUGAAAUCUGCCUUUACAAGGAAUACAAUGACUGAUAAAUUGUAAACAUGUUUAUUUAUUGUGUUUGCAGUGGUGUUGAACAGCACUGCAUUAUACUGAGAGCUAUCGCUGAUAUUUUCAAUAGGUGCUUGAUGAUCAAUUUUUGUAUUCUACAAAAGGAAGAAUAACUGGAACAUUUACAAAACUAUCCUAGAAUGGGCAAAUUCAAAACAACAAAAUGUGGGGGCGGGGGGGUCACAAGUUAACAGUUUGGUCCAUGAGCGCAGUGCCCUUGUUUUAGUGUUUUGUUUUUAACUUUAUUGUUGUAUAUUCAUUUUUCUGUUUUUAUCCCCUAUAACCAAAAUUGAGUUGAGUUAAAGCCACUUCAUCUGACAUCAUUAAACUGCACUGGAAGGGGAAAAAAACCAACCUUGUCCUGAAAAUAAAGCUCCAGCCAUCCACA